This is a messenger RNA of Cygnus olor (mute swan), 2601 nucleotides long. It is a transcript of the gene GSDMA, whose product is annotated as gasdermin A. Gene Ontology annotation, molecular function: phosphatidylinositol-4,5-bisphosphate binding; phosphatidylinositol-4-phosphate binding; phosphatidylserine binding. Lineage: Eukaryota; Metazoa; Chordata; Aves; Anseriformes; Anatidae. Gene Ontology annotation, biological process: defense response to bacterium; pyroptotic inflammatory response. The record is from RefSeq and is a predicted model, not a curated record.
CUGUGGUAACGGAGCAUGGCGGCAGACCGCAGAAUGACUGGUCAGCAAAAAAGCUUUCGGGCGAGGACUUUGCAUCUGCAGCUGUUUGCUGACUUUGCCCUUAAAAUAAGUCUGGUGCUUCCGGAGCCGUCCAGGAAGCAGGCAGGGAGCAGCUGCCUCGCCCCACUGCUGACAGACGCCUGCAUCACUCCAGCGGCACAGACGCACGCCCCAGCCUUUCCCACCGCCUGCGAGAAUUUAUCAAGCCGCAGCAGAAUGUUUAAAAAAGUCACCCAAAAUGUGGCAAAGCAAAUGGAUCCAAAUGGAGAGCUGGUUCCAGUCGAAAGUAUCGUCGACCAAGACCAUUUCAGAACCCUCUGUCUAGUUAGAAGAAAAAGAAAAACCGCAUUCCGCCAAUUUCCCUCCUACAAACGGACAGAAUAUAAACUCCACGACGUGCUGCUGCCUGGAAAAGACGAUAAAAGUGACGAGUCCCUUCUCUGCGGAGACCAGCAAGACUCGAGGCAGUAUGCAACCGCAGGAAGUGCCUGUGACCAAGUCGAUGGGGCUGUGAGCCUUCCCAUCGAACCCGCGCUGGUAGAACUAGGAGGGUCUGCCUCUUCCUCCAAGUGGUCCAUCAAGAUGGAAAAAAGGCAUGUACCAGCAUCGCAACUCGAGGUGCUGAAGACAGAAAGAAAAGUCAACAUGAAUCACCCCUUCAUUCAGCAACUACGGAAGAUGCGACAGAAUUUAUACGUGGUUCACGAAACGAUAGAAGCCUCAGAGGAGGUCAGCUAUGAAGAAUCCACCAAGGCAACAGGAAAAAUCGUGGCCCAGCUUUAUGCCAAGUUUUUUGCAAAGGGUACCAGCAUGAGGAAACAAAGCAUAACCAUACCCAAGGGCUGCAUCCUAGCCUUCAGGGUGAUCCAGGUGACCAUUGAAGAUGCGGAAUGGGGUAUUCAUUAUAUCCCAGAGAAUAAUACAUCAACAUUCGUAUCUGAUGGUAUCACACAAGGACAAUUUGGAGUGCUGAAGAAAGAAGUAAAGCAGAACUGCCAAGCUUUCUCCCAGUUGCCUGCUGAUCUGAGGGGCACGUUUUUAGAAGCCAUCAAAGCUGUGUUGAGAGACAAGGACGCCUUUCAAGAAUUGGCCCAGAAAAUGGAAGCAGUUUAUUAUGAAACUAAUAUUUGUGAGCUGACAACACAGAGCCCAAAGCUAAAAGACGUGCUGAGCAGCUUACAGUUUCUUUCAAGAAACAAGCUCCAUAGCCUGGCAGAAGCAAUUUACUACACUCUCGAUGCUCUCAGUGAGCAAACAGAGGAACAGCGGCUGGUCUUGCUAGAAUCCCUGGAAAAGAAGGCUGUGCGACAUCAGCGUAACCUGGUUGAGAGCUUCUUCAAAUGCAAGACAGAAGACACGGAGGGGCGUUCUGGUGGGGAUGACAUCUUGCUCCCCUUCUCAGCGGAUGGGGAAGAUAAGACAACCAUCGCAAUGCUCAAGAUGAGUGGAGUGAGGAUCCAGGAAAAUGAACUUGCUAUCUGUGACCAAGAAGGCUUCUUAGCCCUCAAAGCCCUGUACGCAUCUCUGUAUUCACUAGAUCUCCUGAGUAACUCAGAAUAGGCUACACAUGUCCUCAGUUAGGGCUGAUUUAAAGGGAGCGAUUUAACAAUGUAAUUGAAAAGCUAUUACCUUAACUCUCUUUUGAAAUUUUAUCCCUGUGUAGGCGAGGCACCCUUUUAAGUACUCAGAGAUCCUUUUCCCACCCAUUUCUGAGCAGAUUUAAAUCAACAAAGCUGCUAAUAGAAGCCUGAGGCUGGAUAUCAACAUUAAUUUUUCCCCCAUAUGAAUGUAGAGUGCUAACUGAAUAACCCACUACCCCAGAGAGUCCCAGUCCCGUCAGCCAUACUGCACAUGAUCACUUUUAAUGAAAAAAAUUAAUCAAAAAGGUACAGAGAUACACUGCAAUCAUUCACAAAUACUUGGAAGGUGAAGGCCUGGGUGCAUUUCCAUCCCUGUGCGACAGCAGGGAGCCCUGGGACCUCAGGGCAUUUUGGUGUCCCACACGCAGUGAAACGGCGCCAUGACCCCACAGCAACACCCCCCAAGUGGUAGUGAGGCGUAAGGGCUACAAAGAUGGUUAGAGGACUGGAGUACGUCUUGUAUGAGGACAGGCUGAAAGAACCAGGCCUGUUCAGGCUGGAAAAGAGAAGUCUGAGGGGAGACCUCAUUAAUGUAUUAAUGGUAUCGAGAGGAUGGAGCCGGUCUCUUUUCAGUUGUGCCCAGCGGCAGGACGAGAGGCGGCGGGCACAAACUGAAGCCCAGGAGGUUCUGGCUGAAUGGGGGGGAGGCACUUCUUUACUGUGAGGUGACAGAGCAUCGAAACGGGUUGCCCUGAGAGGUUUUGGAGUCUCCUUCUCCGGAGAUACCCAAAACCCAGGUGGGUGCCAUCCUGUGCAAGGGGCUCUGUGUGACCCUGCACGGCAGGGGGGCUGGACUGCGCGGUCUCCGGGGGUCCCUUCCAACCUCAGCCAUUCUGUUUUUGUGAUUCUGUGAAAUGAUUACUGCUUUAAAAUAAUGACACGGAUGUCCUGAGCGCUGCUUAAUAAAGAACAAUCCCUUAUG